This is a messenger RNA of Hylaeus volcanicus, 3409 nucleotides long. RefSeq names its product homeobox protein OTX2-like. The record is from RefSeq and is a predicted model, not a curated record. Gene Ontology annotation, cellular component: nucleus. Gene Ontology annotation, molecular function: DNA-binding transcription factor activity, RNA polymerase II-specific; RNA polymerase II cis-regulatory region sequence-specific DNA binding. Lineage: Eukaryota; Metazoa; Arthropoda; Insecta; Hymenoptera; Colletidae. Bases 1143 to 2231 code for a protein of 362 amino acids. Gene Ontology annotation, biological process: regulation of transcription by RNA polymerase II. The transcript has 4 exons.
UAGCCGAGUCGCGGGCAUAUCCAGGGGACGCGCGAACCAGAGAUGGGCAAAAUUUUAUUUUAAUAACAGCCGACGAUCGAAACGUGGUCCGAUUUCACGUGGGAAUCAUCGAUCCUUGUUUCUUUCCGCGUAACACAAUUUUUUCCUUCGAAUGUACGAAUCGGUUAUUCGAAAUUUUGUCCAGAUAAAGAAUUUUGCCCAUCUCUGGCGUGUAGAACGCGUGUGUGCGUUACCCCUGCACACGUACGCCGCGUGUAGAGGUUGGUUCGAAGGAGGCUGGUGGGGAGAUUGGAAGGGAGAAGGUAGGACGAGUCGGGAGGACGAAGGCAGCGCUAUCGAGUGGCGGUACCAGGAAGCAACGGCGUCGUCCGUCGUCGCAGCAGCCGCCGCCACCGGCGUGUAUCGUCGUCGCCGAGAGAGAGAGAAGUCCGCCGCCGAGAGAGUAUCCGAGAUAUCGCGCGAGACCUCGAAGUGAGUUUCACGGAACGAACGAUUUCUCGCGUUCACGCGAUCCGUUCGUCAGCGACACGCUCCAAUUUCCCGCAAAAUCGACGAUUCGAUAUCGCCUCGUCGCCGAGAUAACAGUCGUCCAGGAGAUCCGGAUAUCCCGCGGCUGUCCGUCGACCAGGAUAUGUAACCGUGUGCAAACGUGAUCGAGAGCGACCGAUUCAGGACGGAGUCGUGUAUAUUCACGUUUCGCGUGUGAUACGGCCCGCGGAUUCCUGACACGAUAAUAGCAACGGGGUCGCGAGUUCGCGAGUGAGGAACAGAAGAAAGAGGAACAGAACCGAACAUUCCAGGAAACCGCACCUGGUGCUAGGUAGCCAAGACGGACGCGCCGAUAGCCACGGACGGAUAUCCAGCAAGGACAGAGGCACCGGUACAUCGAGGGGUGCGACGGAUUUGGAAAGGUGGAGGAUUACGAAGAUUACGGUUGCACUCGAAACGGCAACGCGUCGGUACCGGGCGUGCCGGCGGCCAGAGUGUUAGAGGGCAACACGAAGCUAUCCUCGCAAUCGAGUCAAAACAAUCAUCGGGAAGAGAACAGCUGGUGGGCGGCGGAGGAGGGCGGAGGUCAGGAGAUAAGAGAGCGUGGUAAGGGCGCAGCAGUGGCGGGUGAGCUGGCUUGCCUCGCGGGUUACAUGGCGGGGUACUUGAAGGCGGCGGGCGCCACUUGCGCCCCAACCGGCAGUCCUCAGUACCACCCCCACAGUCAUCCGGCGAUGGGGGUUGGUACGCACCCACAUCCACACUCUCACCCCCAUCCGGGGGCACCUCAUCCUGGACUACCUUCGCCGUUUGCCCUCGCCACUCACGGUCAUCCGCACCCUCAUCCGCUGGAUCAUGGACUCGCUGCAUUUCCUCAAGGAAUGAACCAGCGCAAACAGCGCCGAGAGAGAACUACCUUCACCAGGGCGCAACUGGACGUGCUGGAGAACCUUUUUACGAAAACAAGGUAUCCCGACAUCUUCAUGCGAGAAGAAGUGGCUCUGAAGAUCAAUCUGCCGGAAUCGAGGGUCCAGGUGUGGUUCAAGAACCGCCGAGCGAAAUGCAGACAGCAACUGCAGCAGCAACAACAGCAACAACAGCAGCAGCAGACCUCUCCGUCGAAGGGUUCACCGCGGUCAAAUCAGACGCAGAGCACCGGCAACAACGGCAACAAAAUGUCGACGAACGCGACGGCGACGCCCAACAGACGCUCGUCGCCUGUUUCUCCGCCUCGAGGGAAGGAGGCCCCGGGCCCGAACUCGCCACUGCUUUCGACGACGUCGACGUAUCCGCGUCUCGGCGUGACGCCGACCGGCGGAAGCGGCGCGAACAGCGCUCUGACGACCCCGUCGCCGCCGUUGACCCCGGGUGCCAGCCAGUUACCACCGUCGUCUUAUCCACCUCCGAUGAACCAGAUUCAUCACGGCGACUAUGGUUUCACUUGGAGUUCACCGUCGCCCGGCUCGGUGAACCCGAGCCAAUGUUACGCCGGGCAGACCUACAACGCCUACCAGAACCCGUACACUGCCGGCGAGUAUUAUCAGACCCAGAUUUCGCACAUGCACCACAGCCCCCAAGGAAACUACCACCCCCAGUACCAUCACAAUAUGACGCUGACGUCCUCGAUGUCGCACUUGACCACCCAUCAUCUGAACUCGACCGGCACCAACGACAUGGCGGCCUCGCCGUCCGAUUCCGACGGUUACAUCUUGCCCGACCAGAAGUAUCAGACGAUGGUAUAGCGGUCUGGUAGAUCCUCUGGGAUAUAUCAUCGCGGUCAGGAGGCCAUUUCUGCGGCCGGAUCCUCCGCGGCUUAUCACUGGCGAUUGAACUCCGCGGCGAGUUGUCUAGAAAUCAACGGCAAUAUCGAUUCCGACAACUGAUAGCCGAACGGUUUUUAAACACGUGCAUCGCUCUAUCGACGAUCUUUUUGUGCAUCGAUCACGGCUCGCAGACCCGAGCUUUUAAUUUUCACCCGUGUUUUCCCAAUUAUGACGCCAUAGCAUCUCGCUCUCCUAGAUAACCGGACCACCUAGCAAUAGAUAAGGUACGUGGAAAUUCGAGCAUGCUAUCAGAAACUCUACAGCGAUGAUAAAAUCAACUGCCCAGGGUCUGCGAUAUUUUUACCUUGCACGGGAAGAUUAACGAAGCUCGAAGGUGCCCUUCAACCUUCUACGAGCUCGACGACGAGCACGAAUUUUAGAAUGAUACGAAAUUUUAGAUGGGACAGACCUAACCCAGUAAUCACGUCCCUGGGAAGCGGUCCGUCUUUGCGUUCGACCGGAACGUCGUAAUCGACGGCAAUCGAUUACCACUUCGGUCGAGGCGAGCUUUGAUUGGCGAUGCCAACGAGUCGACAGACGCCGCGCGAGAUGUUCGCAAUUUGAAUUUCGAGCGAGCAUCUGCAAACGUCGAUGACGACCAACGCGGACAUCUGCCAUUUUCGCUUGCAGAAUGUCCGUCGAAAGCGUCAAAGCGGGAACAAUUUCGCGAAGCGUUUGCAAACGCGACAACCCAAUCGAUCAACGACGGUCGCUAAGAUCAGGCAUACUUUGCUAUCGUUCCGGGAACGUUCGUUGUCGUUUCCAGCGCCGUCGAGCCGAGACGAGCAACACACACCGAUCUCUGGAAAACGUAGAGAUACGAAGACACGUCCCUAGAAAGGAUUUUCUAACGAGGGUAGGAAACAGGGAACGUUUCGCGUUCGAAGAUCAGAUUCCAGUCGUUUACCGACGAACGAUCUGACUCGAGACACGUCGCGGCUCGUUCCAUUUUCCCGCCUCCAUCUGUUCGAACAGCAAACGAAGGAUACCCGGCUCUUCCUGUUCGAUCACCUCUACUAUUGACGCGUGACAGUGAUUUUUCGUAUAUCUGCCCUUUCCAGGAAGGAUCUCAGUGGUCUCGGUAUCGUCGAAGAUCA